This is a messenger RNA of Amphiprion ocellaris (clown anemonefish), 2106 nucleotides long. RefSeq names its product zinc finger protein 335-like. Gene Ontology annotation, cellular component: nucleus. The record is from RefSeq and is a predicted model, not a curated record. Bases 434 to 1972 code for a protein of 512 amino acids. Gene Ontology annotation, molecular function: RNA polymerase II transcription regulatory region sequence-specific DNA binding; DNA-binding transcription factor activity, RNA polymerase II-specific. Lineage: Eukaryota; Metazoa; Chordata; Actinopteri; Pomacentridae. Gene Ontology annotation, biological process: regulation of transcription by RNA polymerase II. The transcript has 11 exons.
UUUACAGCUUGAUUUAAGCCCUUCAGGUGGCACUGCAGCGGCAGUCGGAUUGGGAGACAAGAAGAAGAAGAGGAAGAGGAGGAAGAAGCGGUAAUGGACGUAAACAAACAGCUGCAGGCGGAGAGGAUCAUCAGUGCCUCCCUCCCAGCUCUCCAGGACAUCUACCAAGAACGCUGCAUAUGCAGGGCCAACUCCAUCAUGAAGGACCCCUCCCACCCCUCACAUGGACUGGUUGUUGCCCUUCCAUCAGGAAAGAGACUGCGUAGCAUCAGAACCCACACAUCAAGCCAGGUCUGGUCUGGACGAAUCUGAGGACGAAACAUCUGGAGAAGGAAACUAUCACCAGUUAACCUGAUCACCAGCCUGGAACACCGGCAGCUGUGGUCGCCAGAACGCUAAAACGACGAGUUAAACGUCCAAUCAGCGGCCGGUGAUGUCGUGGGUGAAGCAGCGGUACCGUGACAUCAGCCCCGUGACCCUGCAGGUGGUGGGCGGAGCCGUGAGCUCCAGUCUGUACUGUGGGGAGGUGGAGGGGCUCCUAGGGGCCACGGCCGGGCUGGUGGAGUCCUUCCUGGUGGAGCUCUAUCGCUGCAAACUCUGUCAGUUCACCUGCUUCCUGAAGGCCUCCAUCAGCAGCCACUUGCUGCUCAGGCACCGCCCCCCCGGCCUCACCUGCCUGGGGGGCGGGGCUGAGGGUGGAGAGGAGGCGGGGCUGCAGCGGGGGGCGUCGCCUUAUCAGCUGGACCUGAACGGAGAAGCGAAGCAGAGCGACGAGGACGAGGACUUCCUGCUCUACAACAUGCUGGACAACAUGAGCCCGCCCACAUGUGACAUCAGCACCGAGGGGGGGCUGCAGGUUGCACACACCUGUGAGGUCAGCACUCUGUUUGAGGAGGAGGACUCGUCAAUGUUCCCUCUGAAGAGGAGCUCUGUGGACCUGUCCUGUCCAAUGGACCCCCCCUCCACCCAGGAGCAGAUGGCGCAGUCUGCUCACCUCAUGACUCUGGGUCUCUGUCGGAUCUCCAAACCGCCCCCUCCUCCCUCCACGACCUCCCCUGUCCAGAACCCCCCGCCCCCCCAGGCGCCAGCUCCGCCCCCCGACAGGCUGUCGUGUCUCCUGUGUCCGCUGACGCUGCCGUCCCGCCGGCUGCUGGACGUCCAUGUCAGGUCUCACCGCCCCGCCGGCGGCUUCAGCUGCAUCUGCUGCCGACGGACGGCCGACAGCUGGGAGGAGCUCCAGCCUCACUGGAGCGUCUGCAGGAGGAGGAGGAGGGAGGAGCUGGGAGACAGGAGGAGGAGGAAGAAGGCGGUGGCCUGUCAGAGGACGUUCAGGAACACCGCAUCACGAAACGCUCCGACUCACAAAUACAGCAGAUCCUCAGAUGAGUGGAGGGAGCAGCUGAUUGGACGAGCUGAAGGGAAGAAGAAGGAGCAACUUGACAGACCUCCAGGUGAUUCGCUGCAGAACGUCUCAGAGACCAAGAAGAAGACCAGGAGGAAGAGGAACGAAGGGACGGAGACGUCAGAGCAGCCGGCCUUCACCUGCUCUCUGUGUCAUAGGAAGUUCUCCUCCAAGCUCACUCUCAGGCGUCACCUGGGUGUCCACGGAGGAGACAAACCCUUCACCUGUCCUCACUGUACCUACAGCAGCAGACUGAAGGCCUCGCUGCUGCAGCACCUGAGGACUCACACAGGUGAGAAGCCGUACAGGUGUGCUGAGUGUCCGUAUGCGUCCAUCGAUCGCAGCUCUCUGCUCCGCCACAGUCGAACCCACAGCCAGGUGAAGCCGUACAGGUGUCAGCACUGUGACUACAGCAGCAUCCAGAAGAAGAGCCUGGACCUCCACGCUCGCCGGCAUCACACCGGGGAGGCGUUUCCAUGCCAACAGUGUGACUACUCAAGUCCGGACCGCCAGCUGCUGCUGAGACACAUCCGCCGACACCACACCCCCUCUCAUCACACUGCGCUCUGAUUGGACCGUUAGAGGCAGGCUCGCAGGGGACCAGAGACUCUGAUUGGCUAUGUAGGGGGUAGGGUCUGAUGAUGGAAGCAGGAAGUGUUUUUAUGGUUGCUUUUUUACAUCAAAAUAAAAGACGUUUGUCUGUG